CCCCUUCCCCCAGAUUUCCUCGAGUCACCUGAUCCUUUCUAACCUCACUUCCGCAUAAUUUAUUAAACUUUGCCCUUAAACUACGUACUGAACACCAACAUGAGUGACCCUAAGAAAGAAUCAACCCCUAAAGACGACAAAGUUGACGCCGAGCUUUCCAACCUACUAGAAGUAAGUCAUGUAGUUCCUCUAUUGCAUAACCACCCCCUUCUCCCAGGUGCUCUGCAAGACUUCAUCAAAGACUCGUCGAAAGAGGCGAAACCCGACCCCACUAAAGACGAGCUACCCGACGAGGCCUCCGUAGAAUGGACCGAAGACUUCAUCAAACAAGCUGCCUCUCAGUUCGAGCAAAACUUGGCAACUUUUCUCGGUUCUUCGUCCGACGGAACGCAGUUAACCAAUGAGCAGCUGCAGCAGAAGUUCCAGCAGAUGGCCGAAGCCGCGCAACAAGUAAUCGAGAACCCCAAUAUUACAGAGAAUUCGAACGAUUUUGCGUCUACGAUCUCGCAAACUAUUCAGGGGUUGAACGCGGGGGCGGAAGGCUUGCAGAACCCGUUUUCGGAGCAGGAUAUGAUGAAUUUAUUCGGGAGGCAAGGGGACCAAAAUGCUUUUUUACCGUUUAUGCAAGGGAUGAUGCAGAGUUUGUUGUCGAAGGAUGUGUUGUAUCCGAGUUUGAAGGAUAUUUUAGAUAAGUUUCCCGAGUGGCUGAGGACUAAUAAGGAUAGUUUGAGUAGGGAGGAUGCGGAGAGGUUUGAGAAUCAGAAGAAGUUGAUGGAGGAGGUUUGUGCCGAGUUGGAGAAGGAGAAAGAGACGCAUAGUGAAGAACAGAAGAAGGAGAGGUUUGAGAAGGUGUUAGGGUUGAUGCAAAAGUUGCAGGAUUAUGGACAGCCACCGACUGAUUUAGUGGGGGAUGUGGGGCCACCGUUACCUCUAGAUGUGCAAAAUAGUGCCGAUCCUAACCAAUGCAGUGUGAUGUAAUAGCGGAUUAAUCAUAGUCUUAUUGUUUAAUGUUUGUUGUUAUUUAUAAUGAUUCGGUUAAAAAAUGGGAACAUUUUUACUACUGCUGGGUGUAA
Zophobas morio is the source of this 1073-nucleotide messenger RNA. Its product is annotated as peroxisomal biogenesis factor 19-like. The record is from RefSeq and is a predicted model, not a curated record. Gene Ontology annotation, cellular component: peroxisomal membrane; peroxisome. The coding region runs from base 100 to 978 and encodes 292 amino acids. Gene Ontology annotation, biological process: protein import into peroxisome membrane. The transcript is spliced from 2 exons. Lineage: Eukaryota; Metazoa; Arthropoda; Insecta; Coleoptera; Tenebrionidae.